Durusdinium trenchii is the source of this 1536-nucleotide messenger RNA. The record is from the annotation of a GenBank genome assembly. Lineage: Eukaryota; Dinophyceae; Suessiales; Symbiodiniaceae.
AUGGGAGCAUCUACUCCGUUGAGGGUGAGGAUAAAAGAAGAAGAACAAACUCUGGCCUCCAACAAGAAGGUCUCCAAAGAGCAAGCCAAGCUGCUCUCCGAGUGCUUCAACAAUGUGCGCUGGACUUGGAACUACACUGUCAAGGAUGUGAAUGCCCUUGACAAUGGUCGAAAGAUCCCCCAGGCCAUCCUCCAACUCGUCCGUCAGGCACAGGAGUCACAGAACAAGUUGGCUAAGGAGGCCAUGGUGCUGAUCAAAGGUUGGACAGAAGAUGGCCAUCAAGACCGGUUCAUGAAGCUGAAGCGUGGACAUGCAACCUGCACACAAAACCUCGCAAAGUUGGGUCACAUGGUUGAGUUCAAAGAGUUGCCGGAUGAGCUAGAGCCUACGAAGGCAAACUUGGACAAGUUGAUGCAGGAGAUGGCAAUCCACACCCGAGACUACAAUGAGUUGAUCGAAACGACUCGUGGCAUCUUAGCUCAAAAGAUUGCAGCAGCAGCCUAUGAGGACGCUGUUAACUUCAAAGCUGAACAAACCAGCUUGGAAUUGUUGCAAAAUGUGUCUACGAUUGGAUCGUCGGGUUUCUACGCAAACAAGUGCUAUAUGGACUUUUUGGAGGUGAUCCCAUACAAGAUCAACAUCCCUUCAGUCAUGACCUGCCGACUGCCCUUCAAAUCGUACGCCAAACACAGUUUUCAAGGCAAACGAGCCUUGAGCUACCUUGCCGGAGGUUUCCGUGCAGUGCUUUGGUCAGUGCUGGGCGAUCUCGAUUACCUUUGUAAGAUCAUGCGCCUACCCCGAAGUACUCUCGAAAAAGGGCCUUGCCCCCUUUGCAAAUGCACUGGCAAAGGGCUAACAACAUGGCUGGACUUUCGGGACACAGCACCUUGGCGAGGGUUGCAGUGGGAUGCCUGUGACUGGCAUGCUUGGGAGGAUCGGAGUGCUUGUCCUCUCUUCCGGCUUCUCCCACGCUUCAGCCCGUGGGCAAUCGCAUUGGAUUGGAUGCAUUGCAAGUACCUGGGCCAUGAUGUGCUAGUGUACGGCAGCGUCCUUUCAUUGCUCACCCGGUAUGUAUGUACUCUUGGGGUCACCAGAGAACAACAUCAAGCAGAUUUGGCGCGACGUUUGCUCUUUUUACAAAAAAACAAGACGCCGUGCCAGUUUCGAUAUUUGAACAGGUGUUCGAUGUUCGAGCGAAAAUCUGGCUAUCCGAAGUUGCGCGGCAAGGAGGACGCUAAGAAGUUUCAGCACUUGUGUGCUGCCAGCCUCCUGCUUCUCUCGGACAUUGCUGAGCAUUUCAUCACAGACCAGCUCUUCGGAAUUACCCAGAAAGCUCAUUUCACCCAGCACAUCUCUUUGUUGGCCAAGUUCCUAUCACCACGUUUGACGUGGUGUUUCGAAGGAGAAGACGUGCAAAGAAAGAUAUCGACUCUGGCCAAAACUUGCGUCGGUGGCGAAAGGCCAGGCCAAACUAUCGGGAAAAUGAUGUCCCGUUACCGGCUAGGUCUGCGCCUGCAGUUUGAAAAGCAUGGUUGA